AUGGACGUCGACACAGACCUCGGAGGUCGUCUCCAGGCCGCUUCAGCCAUUGCCAACCAGCGCGACAGGAUCGACGCCUACCUCUCCCUCCUUUCCUCCCUCCUCACCACCGCCAAUGCCUCUGACCUCGCCGCCUUUGGUCGCCACUUCACCACCUCGACAAGCAUGGCCAUGGUCGUCGGCCGCCGCGUGCUGGGCGCGUACGUCUCUGCCCUGUCCUCGGGUCUUGACGUCCCCACGCUCCCCGACGAGGCGGGAGAUAACGCCAAGUGGAGCGAGCUCGGCAAGACGGCGUUCACGUCCGAGGCCGGCGAGGACGUGCGCCGCGCGGCGAUCGAGGGCGUCCUCGACUCGGACCCCUCGGGAUGGUGCGAGGAGCAGACUACUGCCCUCCGCCAUGCGUAUGCUUGCAUUCUUACCCGCGACGAGGACUGGCUCGGCGCUGCGCGUGCGUUGAUGAACAUUCCUCUGGAUGGCGGAUCGAGGCUGGUCCCCGACGAUGAAAAGCUGGCCGUUUACAUGAAAAUUGUUCGCCUUCUGCUCGAGUACGGGUGUCCUACACUGGCGGUCACCCGGUCAAUUCCCUUCCUGCUCCAUGUCCUCCUUGCUAACACUCCCCAGUGUGGCGAGUCGGGCCGUGCUCAGACGUACUUCUCCCGCGCGUCGCUUCUCAUCCACACCUCCAAGGACAAGGAGAUGAACCUGUCGUACCGCCUGUCCCAGGCGCGUCUGUUCGACUUUGGCGCCCGCUUCGCCGAGGCUGCCCAAAAGUACCACGAGGUGUCGUUCAACAACUCUAUCGACGAAGACGACCGCCUCCAGAUGCUCUCCGCGGCCGUCAAGACGUCCAUUCUCGCGCCCUCGGGUCCGCAGCGCAGCCGUAUCCUCGGCUCGCUCAACCGCGACGAGCGCGUCCAGGCUAACCUGCCCCCUUACCUCUCGAGCAUGCUCCGCAAGAUGCUCCUCGAGCGUAUCGUGCGCCCCGACGAGGUCCACGAGUUUGAGCGCAGCCUCGAGCCCCACCAGCGCGCGACCGUCGAGGGCGGUGGUACCGUCCUUGAGCGUGCUGUCCGUGAACACAACGUCGGCGCGUGUGCCAACAUUUACGACAAUGUGGGCUUUGACGCCCUCGGCGAGCUGCUCGGUCUCGACGCCGCCGUCGCCGAGGCCAUGGCGCGUAAGAUGAUUGAGCAAGGCCGCCUCCGCGCAUGGAUCGACCAGCCGUCUAGCCUGCUGUACUUUGAGUCGCGCGAGCACAACGAGGACGGCGAGGCUGUCGCUGGCGGUCUCGGCAUCGAGCGCGUCGACAACCCCAUCGAGCCCGUCACGUGGACAGAGCGUUGGGACGACCGCAUCCGCGCCACGAGCCUCAAGGUCGAGAGCCUGGCCGAGAUUUUGCAGCAGCGUGGCCUCGUGUCUGUCUGA
Apiotrichum porosum is the source of this 1425-nucleotide messenger RNA. RefSeq lists its product as uncharacterized. The transcript has 5 exons. The coding region runs from base 1 to 1425 and encodes 474 amino acids. NCBI's taxonomy places the organism in Eukaryota, Fungi, Basidiomycota, Tremellomycetes, Trichosporonales, Trichosporonaceae. Gene Ontology annotation, cellular component: COP9 signalosome; cytosol. The record is from RefSeq and is a predicted model, not a curated record.